UCGUAAUAUCGAUAGGCCUAAUAGUACUAUUAGCAUGUGCCUCCAAUAGGAAGAAGUUUAAUUUGUUGUUUUUUCUGUUUUAGUUUUUUUUUUGUGGUAUUAUUACUAUUCUAAAUACAUAUUUAAAGAAUAAAAAUAUGCGAAUUGUCAUACUUUAAUUGAAGGUGCUUAUGUAACAAUGCACGAACCCACGAAAUAAAAAAACUACGUGCAUAUCGAUCACCGCGUACGGAUUACUGUCAGGCUUUGCGCACAAAUAAUUGUAUGUAUCAUGACAACAGCAACAGAGGCGAGUAAAAUGCUUGAGGCAGCAUUGCAACAGAUGGAUGGCAUAAUAUCAAACUCAGCGACUGCGGCUGUCAGCAGUCAAUCGCAGACUCAGCCAGGAACUGCAACUACGGCUUCGUUGACAAGCUUCUGUGAGCGUAAUUUAAUUUCGGCUACUAAUGUGUUAUCAACGGCGAAGACCCUGGCUUUGGCACUGCAACAGGUUGGCUUAGCAGCGCCCGCUCCAGAUCCUGUUACCGCAGCAAUUAUAAGUGAUUGGCUGGAAACGCAUAUACCGCGCCAAGACUCUGAUGAACGAAUGCGUCGAUUGCAGCGCGACAAGGAGGGAUUGGCCCUACAAUACCAAAUGUUGGCGGAACGCGUUUCUGAGCAAGCGGACAGAAUAAUUGAAUUGGAAGGUCUCUUAACGGAGAAGUCGCAGCAGCUUUGCAGCAAAGAAGAGCAACUGCAGCGCCAAGUAAUUUCCCAAUCUGCGCUAGAAACACAACAACUUGAAUUAAUGACUGCCUUAAGCGAGUUAAAACUGCAUCGUACGGCACUUGAGUGCGAAAACGAACUGAAUGCCACCAAUAGUAGUGUGCCUUAUGGCAGCAUGGGUAAUCUAAAUCAAAAGACCACGCCUGAUGGACGUCUAGCACCCAAAACUCCACCGUCAGCAUUGCGGCACCAGAUUAAGCCACAAUUUCACAGCUUGCCGCGAUCGCAUGGUGGUGCCACAAAACAGGUGCAGCGUCCGCAAUCGAACACCAAUAAUAACAAUAACCAUACCCUAGAUGUCAAUGCGAACAGCAGUGGGAAACAGCGCAAUGUGGCGUUUGCCUCUAACGAACAAAUUCUAAUUGACGACAAUUUGCUGAACGAUGGCGCUAGCCCAACUGAAGACGCAAUGUCUAUGUAUUCAAGUUUUCGAUCCCAAACGCAAUGCACGCCCUCGCCAAAGCUACACGAGCGGUCCGUGCGCGGAUUGCGUAGCAUUUUAGGUAAAUUGCGGCGCAGCAACAGCAGCAACUGUGAACUGACUGCCUUGGAGCAGGCUGAACCCGAUGAAUUUCGUCGAGGUGGCUCGCGUGCAACUGCCGGCGGCCGCAUUGAAUGGAGUGGUCAGACUCCAAUGUUCACCGAUGCAGAAAAACAUUACAGCAGCUGGAACGCACAGGAAGUAUGCAACUGGCUGUCGCACAUGGGUCUUGGAUGUUAUCAGGACAACUGUAGAAAAUGGUUGAAAGCCGAUCCCACAGUUUGUUUCUUUACCGCUUCACCGAUCGAUAUCGAACGUGAGCUUCAUUUGAAAUCAGUUCUGCAUCGAAAGAAAAUCAUGUUGGCCAUUGAUGACAUAACAAAAAGGGAGCUUGAUGAGCUGACAAUAAAGGCAGCCAAAUUGGAUGUGGGCUGGGUGCUGCGUUGGUUGGAUGACAUUGGUUUGCCACAGUACAAGGAUUACUUUUUGCAGGCGAAGGUCGACGGUCGCAUGUUGCACCGUUUAACUCUUGAGGAUCUUUUCCAAUUACACGUGAACUCAUGCCUGCACAUUGCAUCUGUGCGAUGUGGUAUUCUGUGCAUGCGCCGCUUGCGCUGGGACGCCGAAGGUUUGAUUCGGCGUUCAACCAAAGUUACUGAACCGAACGACGAAACCAUUAGUGCAGAUAAGGAAAGUGUCGAUUUGUGGACGGCACACCGAGUAAUGGAAUGGUUAAAAACCAUAGACUUGUCCGAAUAUGCUCCGAAUCUACGCGGAGCUGGGGUGCACGGAGCAUUGAUGCUGUAUGAGGAACGAUUCAAUGCCGACUUACUAGCUGAUUUACUUUCAAUACCGCCGAGUAAAUCUCUGCUACGACGCCACUUGGCAAUGCACUUUAAGGAAUUGGUUGGACGUUCCAUAAUACAUUGUAAACGCGAUGCCGAAGCUGCACCUGGCUAUCUACCACUAACGAUCACGGCAAAACUGAAGCCACCAAAGCGCUCACAAUUUACACUUAAACGUCGCAAGAGCGCAAAAGGACAAACUGAGGUCGAUUGGACAGAUCUAGUAUGCCCGAUGAAUAUGACAGUCCCUGCACUGUCCUUCAACGCAGAUGCGAUCAAAGAUCACGACGGCUCCUUGAGCUCUAAUUAAACGAUCCCCAGGACUAUAGAAAAAAGUAUACUUACGAGCAAUGUAUUGUUAAUUUAGUUUUUAAACUGACCCUGAAACCGAAAUUUUUUCGAUCUAGCGAAAGUCAAAUGCAAUGAGAUGCAUUUGCAAGAAUUUAACUUGGCAACUAUUUUAGCCAACCUUCAAGCAAUUUAUGGUAAUUACCAAACGACCAAACAAUAACGUAUUAACAAAGCAGGCUGCUAAACGCACAAAUAACACUAAUACAUACCUAUAUUUGAAUUUCGCACUUUAUUUUUAUACAAGGACUUAAGUAUUGAAGUCUUCCAAAAAAAGAAUUAGGUAUUUAAAAAGCAUACAUAUUAUUAACCUGGAAAGCAAUCCAAAGUCUGGCAUAACGGAGAAUAGCCGAGUUUAUUUUUACUAACAUUAUUUUGUGUGUUAUCUCCAUAAUUAAAUAUUAAAAUAAUAAAACCGUUUUUUACAGAAG
Drosophila hydei is the source of this 2870-nucleotide messenger RNA. It is a transcript of the gene Liprin-beta, whose product is annotated as liprin-beta-2. Gene Ontology annotation, molecular function: protein binding. NCBI's taxonomy places the organism in Eukaryota, Metazoa, Arthropoda, Insecta, Diptera, Drosophilidae. The coding region runs from base 272 to 2401 and encodes 709 amino acids. The record is from RefSeq and is a predicted model, not a curated record. The transcript has 3 exons. Gene Ontology annotation, cellular component: presynaptic active zone. Gene Ontology annotation, biological process: neuromuscular junction development.